Molecule: messenger RNA, 2597 nt
Organism: Cyprinodon tularosa
Lineage: Eukaryota; Metazoa; Chordata; Actinopteri; Cyprinodontiformes; Cyprinodontidae
Product: max-interacting protein 1-like
Exons: 6
Coding region: 159-977 (272 amino acids)
Biological process (GO): regulation of transcription by RNA polymerase II
Molecular function (GO): protein dimerization activity; RNA polymerase II cis-regulatory region sequence-specific DNA binding; DNA-binding transcription factor activity, RNA polymerase II-specific
Source: RefSeq, a predicted model, not a curated record
GGCAAGUGGCUAAGGCUAAGGACUGCAAUUCCAUCCAGCCUAGUUCAUUUCAUUCAUCCGCUCCGAGCGCGCACUCAAUCACACAAGGGGAACACAUUUUUGCGCACAAUAAUAAUAAUAAUAAAGCCAUAAGUAAAAAGAAAGAAAAGGGGGAAAAAAUGGUAAAGUACAUUCGGCAGCACAGCAGCGAGCUUAGAAGCGAAGAGGUCCUGUCGAAGUCUGACGCGUCCAAGGAGCAGCAGGAGAGAUUGGGAGAGAUGUCCGACUCUUCCUUCAGCGACGCUUUCUACUCCAAAUAUUCCGCAAUGGACCAGCUCGGCACUUUUAUGCGGAACGUGCAAGUGCUGCUGGAGGCGGCUAGUUACAUUGAAAGCGCCGAGAAGAGCAACGGAAAAUGUGAGCAUGGUUAUGCUUCAGCAUACCCUGAAACGCAGAUUGCACAUCAACAGAAACAUCGCAAGUUCAAGAGCAGAAAAGUGGACAAUAUGCACAACAGAUCAGCACACAAUGAGCUGGAAAAGAACAGGCGAGCACAUCUCCGCCUGUGUUUGGAAAGGUUGAAGUCACUCAUCCCUCUGGGACCAGACUGCAGCCGGCACACCACACUGGGACUGCUCAACAAGGCCAAAGCACACAUCAAGAAACUUGAAGAGGCGGAUCGAAGGAGUCAGCACCAACUGGAGACCUUAGAAAGAGAGCAGAGACACCUGCAGAGGCAGCUGGCUCUGCUGCAGUCUCAUGGGGAAUGGGAGAGGGUCCGCACAGACAGCCUUGGCUCCCGCAUGGACUCUGAUCGCUCAGAGUCGGACAGAGAGGAAAUUGAAGUGGACGUUGAAAGCACUGAGUUCUCCCAUGGAGAAAUGGACAGUGUUAGCACCAGUGGUGCGAGCGACCUAGACGACCACAGCAGCCGGCAGAGCUCGGCCAGCGAUGAGGGCUACUCUACCUGCAGUCUAAAACUGGCAUUCUCUGCUUAAACAACCAGCCUAUACCGAUACUGAAGCUGCAAUCUUUUAUGGCUUUCUCCCUUCAAAGUACCAGCCUACAGCUCCAUUCUCCCUAAACAGUCUUCAAAAGAACCAGCCUCCCACAUGAAAAAAGCAUAACCCCAGAACCAGCCUUACGUUCAGUUCAGUCCAGCCUUCUCCCACUCUCCGGCACAUUACCACCAUAAAUCUUUGGUAAUAUUUAACAAAUAUCAAACCACAGUUCUCUCUACUUUGUGUUCAAAUGAAAUAUUCCUGAUCCUGUGGAGGACCGGUUAUUUAAUCAGUGUCAAACACUGAAGGGGCGACUCUGCUUUAAUCACGCUGAUCCUUAGAAAACCAGCAAACCCCCUUUAUUUGCACACACAACCAGCAAGGAUUUCACAAUUGGAAACAUCUGCGCCAUAUGCCUUGUGAGAAAGCCCUUUUUUUUUACUGGAUAACUCAUACAAGCAGCACUUCUUGUCAACAUACAAGUCGGCAAGGGCUAAAGUAUAAUUUGCAUUCCAAAAUAUGCUCCUAAAGUCUGCUACGUCUGCUUUAGGACCCACAAAUCAGACACUGAUUUCAUGUGGUGUCCCUCUCGUAUAAGACAGUCCAAUCAAUAACAGGUGGCAUGUAGUCCACUAUUUUUAAUCUAAUAUAUUUUGCAUGAUUCUAUUUAUUUUUGAUAUAUUUAAUUGUACUUAAGUUUUGCUUGACCUGCAUUCUUUUCAUCACUGCUUUUAAAAUGUCUGCCACACUUAAUUGGCAGAAAAUCCCCUACAGAAGCAUUUGAUGUGCUGUGAGUUUAACCCAUUACUCAGUGCUUCGUUAAAUGCUUUCACACCGAGUACAAAUUUCAUAAGUUUAGUCAGUAAUAAGCUAAUCUAGCACUUGUCCAAGCACAAAGCUCAAGCAAUAAUAUCAAGUCUGAUCAUGUGUGUGAUGUUGGCUGGAUCUUGUUCAUUUUUCCCCUUCAACUCCAAAUACAAGGAUUUACACCUGCUUUGGUAGUAGAAUCAGCAGUAAAAUGAUUGUAAUUGACUUGAAACGCUAUGGUGCAUGUGUCUUGAAUGUAGCCUUUCAAAUAUUGUAAUGUAUUUUGGAUUGACGAGUCUAAUAAUAUCAAUAAUUAUGUUGGUAGCAUGAACAGCAAUCUACAGAAUAUUGGUUUAUACUUCAGCGUUCAAUACUGUAUCUUGUUUUGUACUGUAGCAAAGGAAAAUUUGAAAGCUUUACACUAAAAUUCUAAAUAUAUUUAAUACAGAAUCGCACUGCUUAUUUGUUUGAAAGGGUAAAAAAAAAACGAUAUUUAAAAAUGAACAUUUAUCUGCAUUCUUCUGGACAAAGCCCCAAGUAAAUCACCACCAAUUUGUGUCUUAACAAGGGGAUCGUCCGAUGCUUUGUUGGAGAGCCUUCCCCUGCCCAUCACGUUUGGGAAACCACAAAAAUGCACUACUUUAAGAAAAUGUCAAUUAUGUUGAGGCACAACCCAGAAUGUUUUUCUUAUGCUUACUCAGCCGUCCAAGAUGACUUUUUUGCAAAAUAUGUGCUGCUGGUCCCUUACUAAGAAUUUGUAUCAGCUCCUGGAGACUUCCUAGAAUCUUAAUAAAAACUUUAAACACAAAA